This is a messenger RNA of Capsicum annuum, 1110 nucleotides long. Its product is annotated as NADH dehydrogenase [ubiquinone] iron-sulfur protein 8, mitochondrial. Lineage: Eukaryota; Viridiplantae; Streptophyta; Magnoliopsida; Solanales; Solanaceae. The transcript is spliced from 8 exons. The record is from RefSeq and is a predicted model, not a curated record. Gene Ontology annotation, biological process: mitochondrial respiratory chain complex I assembly; mitochondrial electron transport, NADH to ubiquinone. Gene Ontology annotation, cellular component: membrane. Gene Ontology annotation, molecular function: 4 iron, 4 sulfur cluster binding; NADH dehydrogenase activity. Bases 37 to 849 code for a protein of 270 amino acids.
CUAAAUUUCAAUCUAGAUUUCGGGUUAGCCCAAAUCAUGCCCACCAGGAAAAAAAAAAAAAGAAGCAAAACGCAGCGUUUUAACCAUAAUCGAGCCUUUCAGUUGUUUGACGAUCGCAAGGAAGAAGCCCCCAUUUCAUUUGCAUCACCAAUGGCGGCCAUCUUAGCUCGCAAAUCUCUAUCUGCUUUACGUUCUCGUCAGUUUGAAAUACAGGUUUUGGCAGGACAGGCAUUGCAAGGGACUAAUGGCCACAGUGGAACUCUGCUUGGUACCCGAUCAUUUGCUACCAAGCAUUCGUUUUCUACUGACAAAGAUGAUGAAGAAAGAGAGCAGCUUGCAAAGGAGCUAUCAAAAGAUUGGAAUUCAGUUUUUGAGCGAAGCUUCAAUACACUAUUUUUGACUGAAAUGGUUCGAGGUCUAAUGUUGACGCUCAAGUACUUCUUUGAGAAGAAAGUAACGAUUAACUAUCCAUUUGAGAAGGGCCCUUUAAGUCCUCGUUUUCGUGGAGAACAUGCUCUUCGACGUUAUCCAACUGGAGAAGAAAGAUGCAUUGCGUGUAAACUUUGUGAAGCUAUUUGUCCUGCCCAAGCUAUCACUAUCGAGGCUGAGGAGCGAGAGGAUGGGAGUCGUCGUACAACUAGGUAUGAUAUUGACAUGACAAAAUGCAUUUACUGUGGAUUCUGCCAAGAAGCCUGCCCUGUAGAUGCAAUUGUUGAAGGGCCCAACUUUGAAUUUGCAACGGAAACUCAUGAGGAACUUCUUUACGACAAGGAGAAGCUUCUUGAGAAUGGUGACCGAUGGGAAACUGAGAUUGCAGAGAAUCUAAAAUCUGAAAGCCUCUACCGCUGAGUGUUUUUGGUUAAUUUUUUGAGUUGAGAUACAAUGAAACUUUCUAGCUUCUGAGGAAUUAAUAAAAUAAAGGGAUCUACUGAAGGAUGUUGUUUCUGUUGCCUUCCCAUUUUUGAGAUGGCUCUAUUUAGUACACACACUUUGAUUGGUGAAAAUAUAGAGCAUCGUAUUGUAUUAGAUGACAUUUUGUGAACGUAAUGUUCUCGUUCAUUCAGGUUGCUUCAUCAUUAAAAUUAAACAUGGUGUCUCCUUUAGUCUCAA